AUGGAUGGACCAUAUGGAGGAGGGAAUUCUUUCCUCCACACAUGUUUAGAGAGAUGCGACUUUAUGGCAUUUUUUGCGGAGCUACCGAAGACGAGCAACCUGUUUGUCCGUGACAGGGGAGGGCGGACUGUCAUGGAGCUGGCGAUGCACAUGGCAGCUGAUUUGUUUCAGUCCUGCUUCAGCACAUCUUUCCCCAUAGAUAGCAGCGCUUUCGGAAAGUAUAUGUCAUGCUCUUGCGCCGUCUGCUCGCACAGGAGGCAUCGAGGCAUGCGAGAUGGUCAGGGGGAGAAUGAGAAGAUACACCAGUGCAAGAAUCCAAUGCGGGUUCGGUAUAAUGAAGAGUACAUUAAUAUGUACCUCCAGCCAAAGCAAAUGCGUCUAAAUAGCAAGCUUGCCCCCGCGGGACCAUCAUUCCCAGCAACUCACAAAUAUACUCCUACACAGUACCCCCCGGGGUGGAAUCCCAGUACGAGGUCCUCUCACGGCAGAUCUCAGCAAAACCCGGCAGAAAACCAGGGUGAUUCUGUUUCAGCUUCAUUCCCUCUGCCAUCUGGGGCUCUGGCUAGUGUUCCCGGUCCAUGUCUCCCCCAGCAAUACUUCUACCCCUGCGAAGCUGAAGAUGAGAGCGCCGAGGGAGGGAAAUUGGCUCUUGAACAGGUGAAGCUAGAGAAUAGAAUGGUGCAACGCGAGGUACUGGUUCUUGUCGAAGACGUCUGCACCGGUCCUCUGUGCGAUACCAUGAAGGCCAGGAUGAGACGGCUGUUGAAGAAGCUACGGUCGUUAAUGCUCGUCAUGAAGCGGCUUGGGGCAUGUUACAUGCUACGUAUUAAGGCGACUGAGGCUGCCGUGGACGGAAAUCUUUUGCAGCAGAAAAUCACAUAUCCAUUUCUUUAUUCGGCAUUGCUGCAUAAAGCAUUUAAGCUAUACCCCAACGGGCCUAGGGGCCAAGCAUUUGACCCCCUGAAUCCAGCAGAUGGACGUCGUAUGAUUCAGUUGCUGGUGAACUACCAGCUGCCAGGAUAUGAAUUGGCUCUCUUCCUGGGGAAUUUAACUUCUAUUUUCAGCGAAUUCGUGUCAUUUUUCGCCCAGGAUGACGUGCGCAUUUGGCGUCCAGGGAGAGAAUUGCAACAGUUCUAUCUUCACAUGGCAUUUGCCUUAGAUAACGUGGAUAUAUUUAAAUUCAUCGUUAAUUAUGGGCAACUCUUCGCGGGGCCCACAGAUAUUUUCAAGUGGGAGGACCUUCUGUAUGCACUCAUGGAACACCGGGACAAAUUCCGUCCUUACUUCUCCUCCCUUUUGUCUUCGCGCCUGAAGAGCCGCGUGCAGAAACGGCUAGUAGAGGAGGGCACGGCGAGUGACAUCAAAAUGAAAUUCCCAGCAGAGCCCGUCAAAUACCCCUGUGAGGAGCGCCUGCUGACGCAAAAGGUUCUAAGCGAGUAUGGCUCUCUCUUUGGAAAAGAAGAAGCAAAGGAGCUCAGCGAGCUAUUGAGGAGAUGGAGAUAUGGGGCAGCCAGGCCAGAAAUAGAUAGGACAGGGAAGGGGGGGGCGUUGAAGGCCUCCGUCUCCUCUGCUCCACAGGCCUUCUGGUGUUAG
This is a messenger RNA of Cyclospora cayetanensis, 1593 nucleotides long. RefSeq lists its product as uncharacterized. The record is from RefSeq and is a predicted model, not a curated record. The coding region runs from base 1 to 1593 and encodes 530 amino acids. NCBI's taxonomy places the organism in Eukaryota, Apicomplexa, Conoidasida, Eucoccidiorida, Eimeriidae. The transcript is spliced from 5 exons.